AUGAUAGACGCUCCUGCAGGUACCGGUAAGACUUUCACAGAGAAAUGUUUGGCUUCAAGAUUGAGGGGUGAAGAUAAAGUGGUUUUAAUCGUUGCAUCGACGGGUAUUGCCGCUUUGCAGCUGCCCGGAGGGUGGACAGCUCACAGCAUGUUCAAAUUACCAAUGGAUGACAACCUAACGCCGUCAUGUGUCUGUAACAUCAGCAGUCAGACUCAAAGAGCAGAACUCAUCCGUCAGUCCAACCUCAUUAUUUGGGAUGAACUUCCCAUGACUCACAGAUACUGCGUUGAAGCUCUCGACAGAACUCUAAAAGACCUCAUGGCCGUAGAUCAACCCUUUGGAGGAAAGACCAUUCUAUUUAGCGGUGACUGGCGCCAAACAGGUCCAAUUGUCAAAAACGCUGCACCUACUGACACCGUCGACGCCGCAUUUAUCUCCAGCCCUCUCUGGAAGGGUGUCAUGCGUUUCAGACUCAACAAAUCACAGCGAGACAAGGAAGACCCCCAGUAUGCAUCUUUUGUCAGGUCCAUAGGAGAGGGUUCACGCCCAACAGUUACCAUGUCCGAUGGAUCCAAGCUAACUCCACUAAACAACCACGACAACGAAGACACCGCCAACCAUUUUCAGCUAAGGUACACGACCGACUUUGACGAACUGCUCCGCUUUGUGUACCCUGACCUCUCACAGCAGUCCCGUAUAUGGAACACUCGUGCUAUCCUUGCAACCACUAACCACUCCAUCGACCGUUCAAACGACACGAUUUCCGACAAUCGCCCUGGCAACUAUGUCUCUUUCUUCAGUUCGGAUUCUCUAAUCUCGGACGAGAAAAACAGACGUACUGCUUUCGCGUCUCCUGAGCACCUCAAUCAGCUUAAUGUCCAAGGCAUACCGCCUCACGAACUCAAACUAAAAACUGACACCCUCGCUUUAAUAACACGCAACCUCAACUUCUCCGAGGGCCUCGUGAACGGCCAAAAGUGCGUCGUCCUCGCCGUCUCUGCAUCAAGUAGAGUGCUGCAAGUUCAACUUCUCACUGAAGAAAGACCCCGACCUAUUGUUCUCAUCCCGAGAAUCAACUUCCAGGGUAAAGUAGGUCGCAAUGGCAUUUGCUUUACUCGAAAACAAUUUCCUCUGAGAACCGCGUAUUCAAUGACCAUUAACAAGAGCCAAGGUCAAACUCUGUCCAAGAUCGGCCUCGACCUUAGGUCUUCCCCUUUCGCUCAUGGUCAACUCUACGUUGCUCUCAGCCGCUCACAGAAUCGCACCUCCAUCAUGUGCCUUUUGCCUGACACCCACAUUAUCGACGGCAUCCCCUACACGGACAACAUAGUUUACCCUCCUCUCAUUCAAGCCGCCACGUUUGGUGAUUACCAUCCCGGUAACAGCAUCUCAGGUAGCGUCGGCGGAGACAAAGACACUCAAUCAUGUGAUGGGGAUGAAGAGUCUGUUGAUGAUGCCGACAAAGAUGACACGGAUUCUGUUGACGAUUCCGACAACGAUGACGCCAACGCAGACUCUCUGGGUUCUUGGACAGUCCUUGACGAGAUUGGUGACGGUGCUUGCAUGCUGCGUUGCGUUUCACGAUACAUUUACGGCUCGCCCAUCACACACCGAGUAUCUGAAACUUAUGUCACACCCCACUGCAUAUUGCACGAACCUUGAACUUCGCGCUGCCUCUCAAUUGUACAACCGAGAGUUUCGUAUUACACUCAUUGGCAAUCCUUAUCCCGCUCCACCGUCACCAACCACCUGCGACCUACUGUACAACGGACACAAUCACUACCAAACCUUGACUUAUAACUGCCCCUCUUAAUGCUUUCAACUGCGCAUUCAUACAAAUUUCUCAGAUUAACGUUCCGGACG
Molecule: messenger RNA, 1863 nt
Organism: Ectocarpus sp. CCAP 1310/34
Lineage: Eukaryota; Phaeophyceae; Ectocarpales; Ectocarpaceae
Source: the annotation of a GenBank genome assembly